Messenger RNA from Camponotus floridanus (Florida carpenter ant), 5175 nucleotides. RefSeq lists its product as uncharacterized. Gene Ontology annotation, biological process: proteolysis; DNA integration. Gene Ontology annotation, molecular function: aspartic-type endopeptidase activity; nucleic acid binding. The record is from RefSeq and is a predicted model, not a curated record. Bases 1 to 5175 code for a protein of 1724 amino acids. Lineage: Eukaryota; Metazoa; Arthropoda; Insecta; Hymenoptera; Formicidae. The transcript has a single exon.
AUGAGUGUCGAGAUAGUGAAAUUAGCGGACGCUCAAAUAAAUCUUUUCGGAAAGAUCGCUCGCACUGGCGAGAAUCUCCGUAAAAUGGGGACUGCAAAAACCACUCAAGGGGUCGUCGAGGCUUGCCUGCAGGGUCUGGAAAAAAAGUGGAGCAAGUUCGAUCAACAGGACGAUGAGCUCUUUCCUCACCGAGACGUGCUUCUAGACCAUGAGUAUUACAAGCAGGACUUACCUUUUCUGGCCGAGGAAGCCUACCUGCAGCAAAAGGGCGCUCUCCUGGAACUCCUCCAGGGAUAUAACAAAAGGGAAGCGAGAGCAGCGGCGGGAGUCGACUCCUUGCCAUCCCACCCCCCUCGCACUACGCUGCCGCGGAUCCAGUUGCCGCAUUUCUCAGGGAAGUACGAAGACUGGCCAGCCUUCAGGGAUCUCUUCAACUCCAUUAUUGAAAGGGAUGCCUCUAUAACGCAAGUAGAAAAAUUGCAUUAUUUGAAAACCUGUUUGAAGGGCGAAGCCGAAUUAUUGAUCCGCGAUCUAUCUACGACGUCCGAGAAUUUUACUAGAGCCUGGGAAACGCUAAGCGCGUACUAUGAAAAUAAGAGACUCCUAGUGCGUGCCUAUUUCUCGAAUUUCUUCGCGCUUCAAAAGAUAAAAACCGAAUCGGCAGAGGAAUUACGCAAGAUAUUCCACGGAGUAAAGUCGGUAGUCAGCUCGCUCGAGAGCAUAAAUCGGCCGAUCUCAAGCUGCGAAGAUUUGUUCGUUUACCUCGCGGUCGAGUUGCUCGACACCCGCUCCCGUCGGGAGUGGGAAAACUCCAUUAGUGACUCGGUAGAACCUCCCUCAUACAAGGUUCUCGAACAAUUUCUCGAGCGACGGUUGCACACUCUUGAGUCGAUGUCGCCGGUUAAUAAGGCUGAUCGUACGCCCUCAAAGUCAGAGCCGAAGACGACGCGGAGCCAUCACGCGCGAAAGCAGGAGGCGAAGCCGGAGGUACUACGCGGACGCUGUUCUCUAUGUCAGAAAGACCAUUUUGUCAUGUUAUGCGACUCCUACAGGAAGAAAACCGCAUCCGAUCGCAAGCAGCACAUUGAGAACCAUAACUUGUGCACCAACUGUCUCGGGCGCCACAAGGUGGAAGAUUGUUGCUCAAAGAAAAACUGCACCGCGUGUGGAAAUCGGCACCAUACUUCCUUGCACGACGCGUUCCGGGAAAGCGAUUCCGCUACAAGCACGAACGUAGCCCUGCGAAAAACCGGAACUCUCUCCUCCGUCCUUCUGGCAACCGCGCGCGUUCGCGUAGCCGACCGAUACGGUAAUUGGCACCCCGCUCGUGCCCUACUCGACCAAGGCUCCGAAUCGUCUAUUAUUUCUCAUCGGCUUGUGGGAAAGUUAAAUCUACCUCGCUCUCCGGUAAGGGUCGCAGUGUACGGAGUCGGCGGCCAGAAGACAAGCACAUCGCGGAGUCGAGUCACGCUCACCAUGGCUCCUCGGAGUGAGCGUCCUACGAUCCAACUAACCGCUCUGGUUCUUCCGCGCCAACUCACUGCCUACUCCGGCGCAAGCACGCUCGGCUCCAGGACUUGGCCGCACCUCCAAGGAGUACUACUCGCCGAUCCUGACUACAGUGCUGAGGAUCCAGUAGAUCUCAUCCUAGGCGCCGACGUUUAUGGCGAAAUCCUCUUGCCUGGCCUACGGAAGGGUACUCGUCACGAACCUGUAGUGCAAAACACAAAAUUAGGAUGGAUACUCUCCGGCGCUGCCGAAAGCGGACCUUCCCCCGCAACAAUGCGCUCUCACCAAUGCCAAGUGGAUGACGACCUCUCCGCGAUGGUGCGACGCCUGUGGGAACAGGAGGAGCUUCCAUCCGCUACAUCUGCUCUCUCCAAGGCUGAGGUCGAGUGCGAGGACCACUACGUCCGCACUCACUUUCGGAAGCCCGACGGUCGGUAUGUUGUGCGGCUGCCUCUAACAACAUCAAUGCCCGAUCUCUCCGGAACUCGUCGCAUAGCUCUUCGCGCUCUGAAACGAAUAGAAAGUCGCUUCAUUAAGGAUCCCGCCUUCUACUCUCUUUAUCGAGAAUUCAUGCAGCAGUACAUGGAGCUCGACCACAUGCUGCCGGCACAAACUCCAGCGAACGGCACGACAGUCUGCUAUUUACCUCAUCACGGGGUCCUGCGGGAAUCUAGCGUCACGACCAAGCUCCGCGUAGUCUUUAAUGGCUCAGCGAUCGUGACAACGGGCUCAUCUCUCAAUCAACAUCUUCACUGCGGACCCAACCUGCUGCCGACUUUAGCUGACGUGCUCCUUCGAUGGCGUCGCCAUCGCUACGUCCUCGCCACGGACGUUGAAAAGAUGUACCGGCAGAUCGAAGUCCAUCAACAAGACAGAGAUCUGCAAAGAAUACUGUGGCGAUCAAGCCCUAAGGAAAACAUCCAGGAGUACCAAUUAAAAACGGUAACUUACGGCCUCUCCUGCGCACCAUUUCUGGCGAUCCGCACGCUGCACCAGCUUGCCCACGAUGAGAAGUCGAGCUACCCGCUCGGCGCCACUGCCCUUCUCAAGGAUAUUUAUAUGGACGACGUCCUCACAGGCACGUCUACGAUCAAAGAAGCCAAGGAACUUCUCCGACAGCUGACCGGAAUCUGCAGGGCGGGCGGUUUCCCGCUUAAAAAAUGGUCCGCCAACGAUGCCGCUCUACUCAGCGAUGUACCCUGCGAGGACCGGCUGCUACGUGAACCGCGGUGGUGGCAACCCGGGGAAAGUCACUCGACUCUGGGCUUGCUUUGGCACCCUCACGAGGACUCCUUUGCCUUUUCAGCAGCGUUUACUCAGCCGGACGUCCUCUCAAAACGCACCGUCCUCUCCUUGACAGCCAGAUUGUUUGACCCGUUGGGAUGGCUCUCCCCCGUGACGGUACGGGCAAAAAUCUGGAUCCAAGCCGCCUGGUUGCGAGGCGUCGAGUGGGAUGACCCCUUACCCGAGGAUGACGCCCAUCAAUGGAGAGGCUGGCAGUCGGAGCUCCCACACCUAGGAGACAUCCGGAUUCCUCGCUGGUUAAAGUCUGAGCCGACUGACAGUAAUCCGGAAAUUCAUGGCUUUGCCGACGCUUCGGAGAAGGCUUUCGCCGCCGUAGUAUACCUGCUAACACGAGACAAAAACAAUCAAGUCCAGGUAUCUCUUCUCUCAGCUAAAACUAAAGUCGCUCCUCUUAAGCAGGUUAGCUUACCUCGGUUGGAGUUGUGCGCCGCUACUCUGCUGACACGGCUCGUCGCGCACAUCCGACUUGCUCUGGACGCCUUGGCCACUCCGACACAUUUGUGGACCGACUCAACCGUCGUCUUAGGAUGGAUCCGAGGCCACCCAGCAUCCUGGAAGACCUACGUGGCUAACAGGGUCAGCGAGAUCCAGACCACGUUACCCGACGUCGCAUGGCAUCACACUCCUGGAGUAGACAACCCAGCCGACUGUGCUUCCCGAGGCCUGUCUCCCUCGGAGCUGAAAGGCCAUCCACUUUGGUGGAACGGCCCCCGCUGGUUGCAAGGAGAUCCGGAACAAUGGCCGCUCGGCCCUGUCAGCACCCGCGGCGUCGACCUGCCUGAGCGGCGUCUCGGCGUACAUCAAACUACUGCGGCCGAUGAUUCGAUCGAUGAACCGGAGCUUCUGACGCAAUACUCCGAGCUCCACCACCUAGUGAGGAUCACAGCCUGGUGCCGCCGUUGGUUACGCCUUAGGAAGACCAAGGGCAUUGAGCCGGGAGGCAGUCGCAACCUCCCAGCGCCCGUACUGCUACCUUCCGAACUGGAUGAGGCGUUGGCUGGCUGGAUUCGGGUGGUCCAAGCGAUCAACUUUAAGAAGGAGUUAAAGUUCGUGCACAGAGCCGUUCCACUUCCGAAAAAAAGCACGCUAGCCAAGCUAGGACCUUUUCUAGACAGCAAGGGUAUUCUUCGCGUCGGCGGACGGCUGAGCAAUGCGGCGAUGACACGCGAGGCGAAGCACCCGACCUUACUACCAAGCGCCUCCCAUCUGACGCAGCUGCUGAUCAAGGCCACCCACCUGCGGACACUGCAUGGAGGAGUGCAGCUUACCCUGGCCGCCCUGCGCCAGGAGUACUGGGUGUUACGCGGGAGAGCUUUAGUGAAGAGCUUUAUUCAUCGCUGUCUGCCGUGCGUGCGAUGGCGGGCGGCUACCCCUCAACCACCAAUGGGUAACUUGCCUGCUCCCAGAGUCAUACCAUCACGGCCGUUUCUGCACACUGGCGUAGACUACGCUGGACCUGUCUGGUUACGCACCUCCAAGGGCCGAGGUCAUCGUGCGUAUAAGUCCUUCCUAGUAAUCUUUGUCUGUCUUAGUUGCCGCGCGGUCCACCUUGACGUCGCUUCCGACUAUACCUCCGAUGCCUUCUUGGGCGCUUUACGUCGGUUCAUCAGCCGUCGCGGCCUAUGUAAAGUCCUCUACAGUGACCGCGGAACGAACUUUGUAGGCGCCGAUAAUGAACUUCGAGCGCUUUUUUCCGCCAACAGCAAAGAAGGACGACAAAUCCGCACUCGCCUAGCAGAUGAAAGAAUCGAGUGGUGCUUUAAUCCGCCAGCCGCUCCUCACUUCGGCGGUCUCUGGGAGGCGGCCGUCAAAUCGGUGAAGCAUCACCUUCGCCGUGUGAUCGGAGACGCCAAAUUAACCUACGAGGAGAUGGCCACACUUCUAGCACAGAUUGAAUCCUGCCUAAACUCUCGCCCACUUCAAGCCAUGUCGGACGACCCAGAGGACCUAGAGGCGCUGACCCCUGGCCAUUUCCUCGUAGGCACGGCGCUCAACGCCAUCCCGACUUCACCACUGACGGAAGGGCCUAAGUCGCUACUCACCAGGUGGAAGCUGCUUGGUCAAAUGCGAGACAGCUUCUGGACCCGAUGGUCACGAGAAUAUCUCCACUCUCUAACACAUCGACCGAAGUGGUACAAGGCCGACGAGGAAGUCCGCAUCGGCCGCCUUUGUCUGCUCCGUUGCGAAGUCUCACCUCCCAACAAAUGGCCCCUAGCCAGAAUCGAAAGCGUCUACCCCGGGGGAGACGGACACACUCGAGUCGUCCGCGUUCGCACUUCCACCGGAAACCUAACGCGACCUGUAACAAAAUUAGUGCUCCUCCCUGUCAGCUCCGGCGCCAGAGAAGACGGCGAAUCAUAA